Messenger RNA from Biomphalaria glabrata, 3356 nucleotides. RefSeq names its product sodium/nucleoside cotransporter 2-like. Gene Ontology annotation, molecular function: nucleoside:sodium symporter activity. The transcript is spliced from 13 exons. Gene Ontology annotation, cellular component: membrane. Gene Ontology annotation, biological process: nucleoside transmembrane transport. Lineage: Eukaryota; Metazoa; Mollusca; Gastropoda; Planorbidae. The coding region runs from base 687 to 2567 and encodes 626 amino acids. The record is from RefSeq and is a predicted model, not a curated record.
CUGGUAACGGGCCUAGCUAUUUAACGUUAUUGCUGUUCGGUAUACAUCGAAGAAAGGAUUGCUAGGUGUAACCGUCGCUUCGUUUGCUUUUUAUUUUAACUCGAUAUGGAGUUCAAAAGUAAACCCAGUAUUUUAUCUGUUCAUUAAAACAUAAUUCAACAAGUGUCUCAUAAUUUAAAGACGAAAUUUGUUGGGUUUUUUUAAUCUUUGUUCGGAGGAUAAAAUACCUGGGCAUUGACCACGUGAUCUGAAUAUGAAUGAAAUAGGCAUAAUGGAAGUCCGUCAAAUUUAUUCUCAAUAAGGCAUAGAUAUAUAUAAUAUAUAUCCUCACCCUUUGUAACAACACAUUCGCUAAACAUAAACUAGGACCUGCUGUACUCAAAUUAAUGUAUUAAAUCUUAUGUCAAACAUAAAACAAAAAAAAAAACAUAGGCCAAAAAUUAGUUUCGUUUUUUUCGGGAUGUAGACUCUAGUACCAAGAAUCAGAAAAUGUCUUUGAAUGUAAACUCCGGGUUUUUAGUGUUAGCAUUAUCGAUAACAUUUGUAUUUGCGUAUGCCAGAUACGUGAGUGUUCAGGGCCAAAAAUAUUGAAUUGCCUGUUGUGUUUCUUGCUUUAAUUGGGCAUUGAUUUGAUCUGAGAAGAAAGAGGGACUAUUAAAAGUGUGAAAAUUAAAAGAAGUCAUAGAAUGAGUGAUCAUCACAAUGGACAAGUCAGUCAAAGGGAGGCUCUGGAAAUCAAACAACUAAGCAGUGUAGAUGAGAUGGUGACCAUUGAGUCUGAUCUAGUUACAGAUGUUAUGAUAUGUAAUGGUGCUACAUCUAAUGGGGAGAUUAAAACAUCCAAGAAUAUAUCAACAGAAGAUGUUGCUGGUGAUGAAAUUGCUGAUCACAUGACGCCCUUAGAUGAGGAAAAUGAAUCACCACUUUCCUUGGCUGAAUUUUUUUUGGAGAGGUUCGGAUCAAAGCUGACAAAGGCUUUUACUGUUGCUUUACUGAUCCUGUAUUUCACCUACUUUAUUGGUGCCAUCUUGUUUAGCACUCUGGGAUCAUGCUAUCAGGAACAGGAUAUAAUGGACUUGGUGCAACUAACUGUAGUGGUCAGUGUCCUUGUGGUCAGUUUUUACUCAAAGGAGAAGCUCAUUGGUUGGAUACAAAAAGUCCUCAUUCCUGUUCAAAAUUUUGUUGAAAAAAAUUCAACUAUUUUCAAAAGGUUAAUUGUUUUUGGUUUAGUCGGUACAACAGUGGUCAUAAUAAUAAUUUCAGCAGUGAAUAGACCAAGCAAUCUCAUCUCUAUAAUUGGAUGGGGUAUUCUUCUCACCACCUUAAUCAUUUGUUCACGGGCUCCAAGAAAGAUUAAAUGGAGACCUGUUGUUGGUGGAUUUUUUCUUCAAUUUUUUAUGGCUACACUUGUGUUGAAGUGGGAGCUGGGUUUUAAAUUUCUUGAAAUGUUAGGAUCUCUCUUUACCAAGUUCAUGAAUUAUAGUUUGCAUGGUGCAGUAUUUGUAUUUGGCUCAACCACACAGCAUUUCUUUGCUUUCCAAGUUCUUCCAGUCAUUGUCUUCUUCAGUACUAUCAUCACUCUCUUGUAUUAUUUGGGCAUUAUGCAAGUUAUCAUCGAGAAGAUUGCUUGGUUCAUGAAGUUUACUGUGGGGACCACUGGGGCUGAAUCUUUGUGUGCUGCUGGGAAUAUUUUUGUUGGUGCUACUGAAGCUCCCAUUAUGAUUCGACCAUUCCUGGCAGACAUGACCAAUUCAGAACUUCAUGCUGUUAUGGUGGGUGGUUUUGCCACUAUUGCUGGUGGAGUUAUGGCUGCUUACAUAAUGAAUGGGGUCCCAGCAGCAUAUUUAAUUACAGCUUCAGUUAUGAAUGCUCCUGCAUCAUUAGCAGUUUCCAAAGUUAUUCACCCUGAACUAAGCAAAAGCAAAAUAGCCAGUAUUACAUCAAUCAUGCAGGAAAAGCAGCCCUACAACAAUCUUCUACAUGCAGCUGCUUCUGGAGCAUCUGCUGCUAUCUCAUUGGUAGCUAACAUUGCUGCCAACCUUAUUGCUUUUGUCUCUCUUCUUUAUAUAGCCAAUGCAGUGGUGUCUUGGUUUGGGAGCUUUGUUUGUCUUCCUGAGCUGAACUUUGAGAUGAUCUGUGGUUAUGUCCUUCGUCCACUAGUAUUUACUAUGGGUGUUGAAUGGCAGGAUACUGGUCACGUAGCUGAGCUGAUUGGGAUCAAAACAUUUAUUAAUGAAUUUGUAGCUUACAGCAAAUUGGCUGACAUGAUCAAAUCAAGACAACAAUGCCUACAAGGAGAAGUUUUAUCUGUGAGAUCUGAAAUAAUUGCCACGUUUGCACUCUGUGGAUUUGCAAACUUUGGGUGUAUCGGUGUUCAGUUGGGAGGCCUGGGGCCUAUGGCACCCUCCAGAUUGGUGGACAUGACGAAAUUGGCUAUAUCAGCCAUGUUUGGUGGCCUAGUUACAAACCUGAUGUCUGCAUGUCUUGCAGGUCUUCUCAUUGAUGACAUGUUCAGUAACACCACAUCUUGUAAUCUGACCACGACAUUGACCAACACCACAUUUUGAGAUGGACAUUCUUCUAACAUAAAUAUCAAAUGAAACUAUAUUAGUGAUCACUACAUUAUUAUUAUAAUUGCUUUGUUCAUCUGCCACAUACUAAAAGACUAUUAGUAUGAAGUAUUGCAGAGAAUGUAAACUUUACUGAUUAUUAUUAUUUCUAUUAUCAUUAGGAUUUGUUGGCUGGCAGCAAUGUAUUUCUAAGAUAGAUUUUUGUGGCAUUAUUUUAAACAAUAUGCUAGAUACAAAUACUGGAUUUGGAGAUCUGAUCAUCACUACAUGUAUUGCGAGUGGAGGUUGUCUUCUAAAUAUACUCAUUGGGUAACUUCUUUAAGUGUUAAGUAGAAAAUCGGUUUAACAAAAGUUGUCGUCAUUGGAUAGCAAACAUUGUCAACUAAAAGCUAAUGUUUCUUUUAAGCCCGGAAAGUCUUCAACAAUUAAUACUUAAAAAUCUCAUUCGCUUUUCGACUCAUUUGUUUUAUCUUUGCAUUCCUAUUUUUGUAUAAUGGUAAAGUGUUGUCAAAGCUUCUAUGAAGCUUGAAAGGCUAGUGAAUCUUUCAUGGACAGAACCAAAAGUCAUGAAGAGGGGAAAAAAUUUAAUAAGAGGUGGAUUUUAUUUUGUAUUUAUUCAACUAUGUUGUAUUGAAAUGUCAAAGUCUAAUAAGAAUCAAAACUCUUAAGCUUCCUUUACAAAGUGUUAACUUAUUAUUAUUCAUUAUGAUAUGCUGAUAGCACGUAAAUAUGGAAUUAUUUUGUUAAAGGUCAAAUACACUUUCAUGUUUUUAAUACCUAAUGUUA